This is a messenger RNA of Drosophila rhopaloa, 1282 nucleotides long. RefSeq lists its product as uncharacterized. The record is from RefSeq and is a predicted model, not a curated record. NCBI's taxonomy places the organism in Eukaryota, Metazoa, Arthropoda, Insecta, Diptera, Drosophilidae. The transcript is spliced from 3 exons. Bases 89 to 1156 code for a protein of 355 amino acids.
UCUGGAAUCACAGCAAGGGUUUAGUUCAAAUUUACAGUGAUUGGUUUUUACUUACAACAGUGUAGGUAAUUUGUAAAUUUUCGGUGAAAUGGAAUUGGAGCGUGAAUUGCCCACGGACGAUGCCUCUAUGGAGUUGGAUGGGGCCGAACCGUGGGGCGAGGUCAGAUCGUCGGACAGCCUGCUCACUCUGAAGCGGAGUUGGAGCCAGGAGACGGUGACACCAUCCGGCGACGAGAUGCAUGUUCCACCCGAACUCAGCUUGGACGAUAUUCACCUUGGUCUGCUGGUAGAGAAGGGUUUAAUCGAGUACGACUCACUGGACCAGACCUCCGACGAGGACGAGGCAGGGGACUAUUCAAGGCUUUUGUCCAGGUCGACGGACCGCGGGGGAAUCGCGGAAAUAGUCAAGGAAAUGCGAAACGAGUUCAUGGUCAAGUUGAGCUCCAAGGCCAAAAGCUUUAAGGAAAUCCUGAUUAAGAGGGGUAUGAUGGAGCAGGAGGAAGACGCUCCUGUCCAUAAGCAUGAAACCCAGCUUGAGGAUGAAGCUAGGACUGAAGAUGAGUCAGAGAGGCCUACAUUUACAUACAGUGCUGGCAAAGAGGCAAGGGAAGCACCAAGUGAAGAGGUCAAUCGGAGCGAUGAGAUCACCCAGCUCACCAACGAAAUAAAUCAGUUCACUUCUGGCAUGGACGGGGAUUCGGAUAGCGCGGACUGGGUUCAUUUCCGGGCCAACCUGCUGAAAAUUCAUAAGUACUAUGUGAGCGUCCGUGAGCCGGAAAAAAAUGAGCCUGCGUGUGCAGCCGAUAUACACUCCGUAGUCCAAGCAGCCAGCAUGAGCGAGCCUUUGCAAGACAUCAGAAGUCGGGCCAAGAGCCUCCGAAGAAACAUCCGAGGUCUCGAAUGCAAGAUGCUCACCCUGGACCACUCCUUCGAGGACUUCUGCGACAAAUUCAACCGCAGCUUGAUCAGCAAGGAGCGAGUGGAGCGGGACAUGGUGGUGCUUGCAAUGAUGCGCGACGGAAUCGGUCGGCGGCUGAGCCAGAUGGAAGUGGAGUUCCGCAGGGCCAGGGAGGAUUUGUUCAGUCGGGGCAGAAAUCCAGACUAUCAAAACCACCUCGUCCUCCCCGCCCACAAAUACAUUGAUUGGGAAGCAUGACUGUGUUGGGUGUCGUUAGAGUGAGCCCUUGUUCGUAUAAGCUAAUCGCGUUUUAAAAAUCUUUGAGAAUGUUGCUAACUUAUACUUCUGAAUACACAUUUUCUUCCAACCAUCGUACAAAAACCA